AUGUCGAACAAUCACGAUGAUGAACCCUUAUUUCCUAUUGAAAUGGGAGAAAAUCGAUAUCCAUUGGGAGAUUCUCAACAAACUUCAAAUGACGAUAAUAAUGGAACAGUGAUCGACAACGAUGAUGAUAAUCGAUUUGUUAUUAAUGAUACAGGUGCUGACCAGUUUCAAACAGGUUUAAUUGAAACGGUACAAAUAACAGAAAAUACAGUAAAUCCACAAGGUGAACGAGUUUCACCACAUGAUUUUCAAUUGCUAAAAGUGUUAGGCAAAGGUGGUUAUGGAAAAGUUUUUCAAGUACGAAAGGUCUCUGGAAGCCAUCAAAGUGAAAUAUUUGCUAUGAAAGUUCUCAAAAAAGCCACAAUCGUCCGAAAUGCAAAAGACACUGCUCAUACCAAAGCUGAAAGAAAUAUUCUUGAAUGUGUUAAAUGUCCAUUCAUUGUUGAUCUUAUAUAUGCAUUCCAAACAGGCGGUAAAUUAUAUUUGAUACUUGAAUACCUAUCGGGUGGUGAACUGUUUAUGCAACUUGAAAGAGAAGGAAUAUUUAUGGAUGAUAUGGCUUGUUUUUAUUUAUCGGAGAUUUUAUUGGGAUUGGAGCAUUUACAUAAACAAGGAAUUAUUUAUAGUUUUUCGUUUAGAGAUCUUAAGCCAGAAAAUAUUCUACUGGAUGCUCAAGGCCAUGUUAAAUUAACUGAUUUUGGCUUAUGUAAAGAGUCAGUAUAUGAAGGUACUCAGACAAAUACAUUUUGCGGUACGAUUGAAUACAUGGCACCAGAAAUUCUAACAAGAAGCGGUCACGGCAAAGCAGUUGAUUGGUGGUCGUUCGGUGCACUUAUGUAUGAUAUGUUGACGGGUGCUCCACCGUUUACAGCUGAUGAUCGCAAACGAACAAUGGAUAAAAUUAUUAAAGCUAAAUUGAUUAUACCAGCAUAUUUAACUGUUGAUGCAAGAGAACUGAUAAAAAGUUUACUUCGUCGACAAGUAAGCCAUCGACUUGGUAGUGAUCCAGACGACGCCGAAUCAAUCAAAAAACACUCAUUUUUCCGUCAUCUCAAUUGGGCCGAUGUCUAUGCCAAACGAUACGAGCCACCGCAUAAACCAAUUCUUAAAAGUGACGAUGAUGUUAGUCAAUUCGAUACAAAAUUCACAAAACAAACGCCUGUUGAUUCACCUGAUGAUAAUAUGUUGAGUGAAAGUGCUAAUCAAGUGUUUCUCGGUUUUACUUAUGUUGCUCCAUCAAUAAUUGAAGAGAUGAAUCGAUUUGCUUUCUUUAAUACUGGACAUCGAUCACCAAGGAAAAUCCUAUCCCCUGAAAUAGCUUCUCAAACAUUUCAUUUCAAAAUAUCCGGAUCGAAUGGUGUCCUAGAUCAUGCAAAUUGCGUAUCAGCUGAAGCUAUGGAAACAAAUGAUGAUUCAAAUUUACUAUCAUCGUCUUCUUCAUCUCGAUUCGCAGUCAAAUCUUGCGCCAAUAAUAAACAGCAAACAACGAGUCCUGUGAGCACCGGUCCUUCACAAUGA
This is a messenger RNA of Rotaria socialis, 1518 nucleotides long. The record is from the annotation of a GenBank genome assembly. NCBI's taxonomy places the organism in Eukaryota, Metazoa, Rotifera, Eurotatoria, Philodinida, Philodinidae.